This is a messenger RNA of Linum trigynum, 282 nucleotides long. The record is from the annotation of a GenBank genome assembly. Lineage: Eukaryota; Viridiplantae; Streptophyta; Magnoliopsida; Malpighiales; Linaceae.
AUGCAUUAUCCCGUCGACAAGAUGACGAGCGAUAAUUCACUUGAAUUUCUUGUGAGCUUCCCAAACUUUGAUGAUACCCCUACUCCUGCUGUCUUUAGCCCGCAGGAUGAUCCAUCCAAUCCUCCUGACGAGACAUCUCCACCUGGCACUCCAUCCAUUUCCAUAAAUCAGCCUUCCUCUUCAUCCGAGUCUUCCUUAGCUUGUCACUCGGCUUCCUUCUCUGACCAUUCGGCCAGCCCUUCCACCGAGACCAUUUCCCCUUCUGCUGCGUCAUCUUCCUAG